AUGGAACUCACGCUAUCCUGUGAUUUUGUGGAGCGUUUUGUGGAGCUCCGGAAGAGCGACGAUUCACGAAUAGCACCUUCACGAAACGACAUUUUAGCCUUCUUUCAGAUCACGAAUAUUAGAACGGCAGAAGUUGCACGGGCCACCAGAAAUCAUCACACAACCAGACCACCAGCUACUUCUAGAGGCUUUCCGUACCCAUUACCGAUGACAUCAGUGAGUCCUGCCGCUACCCUGAAAUUGACGGGAGAUCAGGACUGA
Messenger RNA from Haemonchus placei, 261 nucleotides. Lineage: Eukaryota; Metazoa; Nematoda; Chromadorea; Rhabditida; Trichostrongylidae. The record is from the annotation of a GenBank genome assembly.